AUGAACAAGAUCCUUUCAACCACUCUUUGCUUUGGACUCCUAACUUUGUUAUCUGUAACGAUCUUUUUAGAAUUGGUACAUGGACUGCCAUAUUUUAUCCAAGGAAAUGACUUGUUUCCCAAUAAAGAAGACACAAAUCGUGAAGAACUAUUGCUGGCUCUACUGAAUAAAAUUUUUGAUUUUCAAAGACCUUCCAACAUUGAUGUGGAACUGGCUAACAAGUUGGAAGAAGUUAACCAGCUGGAAAAGAUAAAAGAGCAGCUCAUGUAGGCAAAGGGUGUUGAGCUGUCCUAUGCUAUAGACGGUCUAUCUCCUUCGCAUCCUAAUAAGCGGGCUUGCUUUUGGAAGUACUGUGUCUGA
Phacochoerus africanus (Common warthog) is the source of this 360-nucleotide messenger RNA. It is a transcript of the gene UTS2B, whose product is annotated as urotensin 2B. Gene Ontology annotation, cellular component: extracellular region. The record is from RefSeq and is a predicted model, not a curated record. The transcript is spliced from 5 exons. NCBI's taxonomy places the organism in Eukaryota, Metazoa, Chordata, Mammalia, Artiodactyla, Suidae. Gene Ontology annotation, molecular function: hormone activity. Gene Ontology annotation, biological process: blood vessel diameter maintenance; regulation of blood pressure.